UGUGCGACAGGUCUCAACUUGCGCGUGCCGGUGUUUUGUUGACGACGUCAAUUUGACAUCGUACAGAUAUAUGUUGUGGGAGUACAUCGAGAAUAGGCACUUAAUUAUUUAUGUGUGUUAAUCGAAAAAGUGAAGUUCUGUGAGAUAUUCUGAGGAUUUAAGAGCCAGAGAGUCAUUCGAAAUGGGUCCCAAGAAGGAACAGGGCCGCACUGUGUUCAUCAUAAAUGUCGCAGUGCCCAGUAAACAAGGACUGGACAAUGAUUAUCUGAAGAAUGCUAAGGAGCUCGUGAGAAAUAUGGUAGAGAAGAUGAUUUUUAACACACCGAGGAGCGAAGCAGGUAUUGUUCUGAUCGGCGUGGAGAAUGAUUCUGGUCCCCUGGGCAUGAUGAAUCUCCAGGAGAUUCAAACGGUUUCUUGGGACAUGGUGAAAAAGAUCGAGGAAAUACAGAGUUAUGAGGGGGUUUUCUCGAAAUGGCUCGGGGGAUUCAAGGCUGCUCUGAACGUUAUCAACGAGGCAUAUGGAGAAUUGAGAAAGUCCAAGAUUGUGCUCAUCUCAGAUUUCCCACCAGACCCGUCUCAGACGUUCAAACAGUUCGAAGGCAUUGUUGAGAAAUUCAAGGAAAAUGGCAUUGAGUUAAUAUGCGGUGGCACUAAAGAUUUGAACGAUGUACCGAGGGAAGAGCUCAAUACCAACGAGCAGAAGAUAUUGGAGUUUUGUAAAAAAGUGGAAAGUCGGUACCGUCCUCUCGACUAUAUGCUCAAAGAAUCGAGGUUCUACGAUGAAGAACGCACGAGAUUCUGUCCAUGGAAUUGUGAUUUGGAAAUACAUACCAUUAGAAUUCCUAUCAGAGUAGCUGUCAGGGCCUCUAAGAACGAGAUGAAGAAACCGUGGGGACUGAUGUCAAUAGCAACUGAAGAUGGUACGAAAAAGGAGGCUCCACAGGCAGUAGAACGAAAGAAGGAGCUGGUGGAUCGCAACACGACUGUUCAUGCGAAAGAGGACACAGUCAAAGGCUACAUGUGUGGAAAGACAUUCAUUCCUGUUACGGAGGCGGAUGAACAAGGUAUGGAACUCCCUUUUGAGGAAAAAUCUUUCAAGCUGUACGGCGUUACCAACGCGGAGACAGUGUUAUUCAGGUACAGGACUGGUCCUUCGACUUGGCUGGUUCUUCCUCAAGAGGGGUAUGAAGAACCUUUCUUCUAUUUCCUGAAGGUAAUGGGGAAAUUGAAUCUUGUUGCACUCGUUAGGAGAGUCUACCAGAAUGGGGGUAAAAAUCCAACGAUAAAUAGUUUGACACCAUGCAUACAGGAUCCUGAGCUGCCCUGGUGCUUCGUAAUGCAUCAGCUGAUAUUCACUGAAGAAGAGAGCAGGGUGGAUGUCCAGUCAUUGGACUCAGUGAUACCGAACUUGACAAAGAAGGAGAAAGAUGCAGUUGGGGAUCUCAUUGAUGCAAUGUUCGUGGGGAAUGAUGGAGAAGAGCCUACAGAGCAGUUUAUUCGAGCCCCUGAACGCCAGCACCUCUGGAAUAUCAAGGCAUUUCGAGCUCUCCACCCAGACGAGCCACUUCCUCCUCCUAAAGACUACCUGAUGGCCCGUCUGGAGCCUCCGAAGUCCAUCGACAUGGCAGAAGUGAACUCUUGCAUGGAGCGGUUGAUUAAUUUGUUCGAGUUGAAGCCUGAGGAAGUUGUGCAAGUUGUGCAGGAGAAAUCUGACAUGGAAGUUGAUGGUGUGAAUGAGAUUCCAGGCAAUCUCGAAAAAGGAAAUUCCCAGGGACUUCCAGUAACUGAUAAAGUGAUGAUCGAGAAAACGGAAAAAAAUACACAGGAUUCUCAACAUCUGAGUUUUAAUGUGUUUGAUGGUUAAAGAGUGAUAAUGCUGCUAAAUUACUCCACAUAUUCCUAUGGUCGUACAAAAAAUAUGAUGUUAUCAAGAAUGGAGGAUGUUUAGAUAUUUGAGAAAGUGUAAAACUGAGUGUUUUUAAAUACAAACAAAUAUUUUCGGUAA
Diachasma alloeum is the source of this 2005-nucleotide messenger RNA. RefSeq names its product X-ray repair cross-complementing protein 5. Gene Ontology annotation, cellular component: Ku70:Ku80 complex. The coding region runs from base 182 to 1864 and encodes 560 amino acids. Gene Ontology annotation, biological process: double-strand break repair via nonhomologous end joining; telomere maintenance; cellular response to gamma radiation. Gene Ontology annotation, molecular function: telomeric repeat DNA binding; double-stranded DNA binding. NCBI's taxonomy places the organism in Eukaryota, Metazoa, Arthropoda, Insecta, Hymenoptera, Braconidae. The transcript has 12 exons. The record is from RefSeq and is a predicted model, not a curated record.